AUGGGUCAGCAAGAGGAGGCUGCCAAUGGCGAUGCCCACAACGAACAGGCAACGAAGGUGGAGGAGUGGAAGAAGAAAGCACCGUAUAGAAUGCACGACUCCAACGAGCACUUCAAGCACCGAUACGAGGCGAGCUGCCAUUGCGGCAAGGUGCAGUAUGAGUUGUCUCGAGAGGUACCAUUGGACAGCAAGCUCUGCCACUGCACAACCUGCCAGACUCAGCAUGCUGCUCCAUUCCAAUGGGCUGCCAUCUUCCACAAGGACGACAUCAACUUCCGAGACGGCCACCACCAUCUCGAGUGGUAUGAUCCAACGUCCAAAUCGGUCGAGCACAAGCUACCUUGCAAGGUUCGCUGCUCGUACUGUCACAGCCCGAUCAUGGAUGAGGGCCGCAACAUGAUCUUGCUCUUCCCCAGCUUGAUUCAUUUCAAGUCGGAGGAGGACAAGAAGAACUUCAAGCCUCGACUUCACAUGUUCUAUGGUCAGCGUGUCAUGGACAUUCCAGAUGGCCUGCCCAAGUGGACUGGACUGAAUGAGGACAGCGACCUCAUCGAAGACAGCCCACCGGAGAUGGUCAAGGAGCUCGAGCGGAAGAGAAUGAAGGAGCAGAAGGGCCAGGUGGAGAAGGGUCACAAUUCGUAG
Messenger RNA from Pseudocercospora fijiensis CIRAD86, 642 nucleotides. RefSeq lists its product as uncharacterized. The coding region runs from base 1 to 642 and encodes 213 amino acids. NCBI's taxonomy places the organism in Eukaryota, Fungi, Ascomycota, Dothideomycetes, Mycosphaerellales, Mycosphaerellaceae. Gene Ontology annotation, molecular function: carbon-sulfur lyase activity. The transcript is spliced from 3 exons. The record is from RefSeq and is a predicted model, not a curated record.